Messenger RNA from Crotalus tigris (Tiger rattlesnake), 2777 nucleotides. It is a transcript of the gene NECTIN4, whose product is annotated as nectin cell adhesion molecule 4. Gene Ontology annotation, biological process: heterophilic cell-cell adhesion; homophilic cell-cell adhesion. The transcript is spliced from 9 exons. The record is from RefSeq and is a predicted model, not a curated record. The coding region runs from base 355 to 1968 and encodes 537 amino acids. Lineage: Eukaryota; Metazoa; Chordata; Lepidosauria; Squamata; Viperidae. Gene Ontology annotation, cellular component: adherens junction.
GGAGCCAACACAACUUUGGUGCCGGAUCUGGAAGAGACCCCCCCCUUGGAUGCCCACCGAAGACCCCUGUGGCCCCCAGCCUCCUCGAAACAGCCCCCCCGGUCAGUGACAACACGAUGGGACUCUGGGCUUCUCUCCUGCGGGUGUGAGUGUGUGUGUAUAUGUGUGUGUGUGUGGCACACACAGGCGGAAAGCGGGGCUGAUUCCUUCGUUCGGGUUGCUGGCGAGGAGGAGACACAGGACGGAUUGUAGAGCUUCGUAAGGCAGCCAAGGCUUUUGGGGGAACACGGGGAAGUGUGCAAGGCACUUUCUGACCCCCAACACCACCACCACCACCACACCUGGGCACACACCAUGCUGUGGAACAUCUUCCUGCUGUUGUUGCCAAUCUCUGGUCUGCUGGCCCGAGUGCUGGAGUCCCGGAGCAGCGUGACAGCGGUGUUUGGCAAAGACGUGGUGCUCCCCUGCAGCUACCAGGCCACGCCGGGCGAGACGGUGCUGCAGGUCACCUGGCUGAAACGAGGGGAGGGCGGGCAGAGUGUGGAGCUAGCCAUCCUGAAUUCGGAGCAUGGGGUCCACAUCCAGGAGGCCUAUGCGGGCCGGGUGCUGCGCCAGGGGCAGGGCUCCUUGGUCAACGGCUCCGUCCUGCUGAAGAACGCGGUGCAGGCCGACGAGGGCAGCUACGAGUGCCACCUCAUCACCUUCCCCCGGGGCAACUUCGAGUCCCAUUUGGCUCUCAAGGUCCUAGUGCCCCCGUUGCCGACUCUGAACCUCGGACCCCCGCUUGAGGAAGGGCAGGGCCGCACGUUGGCUGCCUCCUGCACGGCAGAAGGGAACCCCAUCCCCACCGUGACCUGGGAGACCGAAGUCCACGGAACAGCUAAGAACCAGGAAUCCUCGCAUUCCCGCUCAGCCUCGGUUACCAGCGAAUUCUACCUGGUCCCGGGGCGCAGCAUGCACGGCAAGGCCUUGACCUGUGUGGUUUCCCACCCAGGACUGCAGCAUCAGAAGAGGAUCACUCACACCCUCAGUGUGGCCUACCUCUCUGAUGCCUCCAUCCUGGGUCACGAGCCGGAGCAGGACUGGAUGGAAGGCAAGGAAGGGGCUUCUUUGAAGUGCCUCGGAGAUGGGAACCCACCCCCCAACUACAACUGGUCUCGGCUGAACGAGCCCCUUCCCAGGGGUGUGAGGAUCAAAGGGGACACCUUGCUCUUCCAGAGACCCCUCCGCCCUGAAGACGGAGGGGUUUACAUCUGCCGAGUGGCCAACAGCUUUGCAGCCAAGGAAGUGAGGGCGACGGUGGGCAUCAAAGGACUCCCAGCUCAGCAGGUGGAUGUGGUCUCCAUCUCCAUGAUUGGCGUGGGCAUCAUUUCGGUGGUCUUGGUCAGCCUGCUGAUCCUGGUGAUCGUCCUCAUGACGUGCUACCACAAGCGGAAAACGAAACGCAUCACAGAGAAAUAUGAGGAAGAACUGACUUUGACCCGGGAAAACUCAAUCCGGCGCCUGCAUUCGAGCCACAGCACGGAGACCCGGCAUCAGAUUGAGGAAAACCUUCCCCUGAGGGCGGAGAGCCGGCAAGGGAGUUUCCGCGGGGACAGCCUGUGCCGGGAAAGCCUCCGAGCGGACAGUCUCUGCCGGGACAGCAGGCAAGGCAGCUUCCGGACGGACAGCUUCCGGGAGACCAGCCUCUGCUCAGUGAUGGGAGAAGAAGCUGAGGGACGUAGCUACUCAACCUUAUCCACCGUCCGGGAGAUUGAGACCCAGACCGAGCUUCCCCCACCGCCCCCCACCCCUGUCCCAGAAGAUCAGGUGGAGGAGAAGGAGAAGGAGAAAGAAGAAGAGGAACAGCGGAACGACGAAAACAAUAUCAAGCAAGCAAUGACUCACUUCGUCCAAGAGAACGGCACCCUCCGAGCGAAGCCCACCUCCAACGGCAUCUACAUCAACGGACGGGGACACUUGGUCUGAUGGCUCACCCCCCCUUCCUUGCCAGAUUCCCAGAUCCAAGCCAGCUCUGAGCCCUCCUCCUAACUGCUUCCUGGUGCCUCUCUUUUGGAGGAGUGGCAAAGAGCCCUUGAGACUCAGGUCCCCUUUUUCUGAGCCACCGGUCCACCCAGCUGCAAGCUGUCCACCUCGGGAUCUCCUAAAGGCCUCUUCCUUCUUCCCAGGACUUUGGCCAACACCGAAGUCAACUUCUCCUCCAACGUGCGAGAGAUCCCGAAGAUACUCAGAGGCCAGUUCAGGAAGUGGGAGACUCUUUUUUUUUUUUUCCCCAACUGAUCUGGGCUGCCUCUUUGUGCAAAUUAUUUUUGGAACCUUUUGAGGCCAGGGCUGAUUCGGGCAGGGGAACAGACAAAGCGUUGGAGAAGGGAGAAGCUCUCCAGGUGACUCGGCUGGGCAAAACCAUUGAAACUCUUGCGUCUUUUAUGGUAAUUAUUAUAUCUGCUGUUGCCGUUGUUAAGAUGGUCCUUGGUCCAUCCUGGAAAAAGGUUCCCAAAGGCCACCAGCAGUUAAAAAGAGGAGCUCAAUUUUAAUUAUUAUUUUUAUUUGUAUUAUUAAUAUGAACUGGGCAAGGAACAUUUCCACUGUAAGCUUCAAGGACUUUCCAGGAAAUGCUGAAGAAAGUAUCUGGAGAUCCCAACAGAAGUCCUUCUACUGCAGUGGUUCUCAACCUUUUUAAUGCCGCGACCCCCAACCGGUCGUAAGUCGAGGACUACUCAACCGGUCAUAAGUCGAGGACUACUCAGCUGCUGCAGCACCGUUUGCAGACUGGGACU